UGGUAAACUGAUAACAAAUUUGACCAAUUAAUUUUUUUAGUUUUGAUUUUUGAAUUUUAAAGACUUUUUCCUUUACUAAGGGAAUUUUGAAUCAUUAUUCGUGAUAUGAGUAUUCUCUAUUUAUUCCCAAGGUGUUGAAAUUCUCUUAUUUUUUCAGCUCACAUUUAGCAUUUUGUUACUCGCUAUGGAACUGGACGAUUCUCUUCAUUUUUCCGUCGACACUACUCCUACAGCAAGAAAUGAGAUAGACGUGCCGAGAUACAGCGUUAAACGAAAAAGUACCGAACUUCAAAAACUCGAAGAUUCUGCUCCAAAACCCAAACAAUUCCAAGGUAACUCCAAUAAUUGUUGGAAUUGCGGUCGUAAUACUCAUUCGAUUAGAGAAUGCGACGUUCAAAAUAAUCCUUACACUUUGGAAUGGAAUCGAGAAAUUCUCAUGUUGAAGAAGGCGUUUCAUAUGAAAAAAUAUCAAAAACAAUCAGGCCGAUAUCACGAUACCGAUAAAUUAUCCGAACAGCAUAACUGCUACAUACCUGGACCGAUCUCUCAUCGUUUGAGACAAAUAACGGGAAUAUCAGGAAACGAUCUACCGUCUUAUGUUUAUCGUCUUAGAACUCACGGAUAUCCGGCUGCAUGGCUAAGAUAUGCUACCGUAAAACCCAGUGGAAUGAAUUUGUACGAUAAAGAUGGAAAAGAGGUGGCUGAUCCUAACGCUGAAGAUGGAGAAAUACUAGAAGAAGAAGAUAAAAUCAGAUAUGAUCUCGGAAAAAUAGUAAAAUUUCCGGGAUUCAAUGCACCGAUGCCAACUGAUUGUGCUGACAAUUACAAACUCUUUAAUGCUCCUCCAUACGACCCGGAUCAAAGUGUCGAACGUAUGAUAGCUGAUUUAAAAGCAAAAGCUGUCACUGAAUACGCAUUGAAGAAGAAUUCGAGAAAGGCUGCUGCUGUCGAUGAAAACAUCGCGUCCUCAACACCAUUAGAAACUCCUAGUGCUUCCACAUCGUCAGAAAAAUUGACAUCUCCGGUACCUUCGGAAAAUCUCGCUUCUACCGUAUCAACCCCCGGUGUAGAUAUUUCAUCGAACGAUGCUUCUCAAGAUUCACUUCCGGAAUCAACAAACGCAACGCCCACUGGUGGAAAGAGUAGUCUUGGAAGAAUAUUAUCCAGUGCUGAAGGUACUCCAUUGCUUCGAAGCAAAUCCGGUCACACUAGAUUACCACCGGCUGAAAAUUUCUCGAAAGAUAUUUGCGAUGUAAUCAAUUUUGAAAAUUUACCAGAAUCUACUGGGAAAUUCGAACGAAUGAGAGGAUUAUUGAAAAAAGUCAAAAAAGUAUUAGGAUUGCAGAAGAGUAAUAAUUCGUGACUUUUAUUCAUCAUCGACGAUUUUAUAUCAUUACUGUUUGUUUCCAUCUAUUUUAUUGAGAAACAUUAUUUGAUUUUGUUUCAAUAACAAAUUUUAAUUUAAUUUUUUUGUUUUUUUAAUAAAAGAUUUGAAUUACGUCAA
Messenger RNA from Planococcus citri (citrus mealybug), 1504 nucleotides. RefSeq names its product zinc finger CCHC domain-containing protein 8 homolog. The record is from RefSeq and is a predicted model, not a curated record. Lineage: Eukaryota; Metazoa; Arthropoda; Insecta; Hemiptera; Pseudococcidae. Gene Ontology annotation, molecular function: RNA binding; zinc ion binding. The transcript has 7 exons. The coding region runs from base 185 to 1363 and encodes 392 amino acids. Gene Ontology annotation, cellular component: catalytic step 2 spliceosome.